This is a messenger RNA of Perca fluviatilis (European perch), 531 nucleotides long. Its product is annotated as Fc receptor-like protein 5. NCBI's taxonomy places the organism in Eukaryota, Metazoa, Chordata, Actinopteri, Perciformes, Percidae. Gene Ontology annotation, molecular function: transmembrane signaling receptor activity. Gene Ontology annotation, biological process: cell surface receptor signaling pathway. The record is from RefSeq and is a predicted model, not a curated record. The transcript is spliced from 5 exons. The coding region runs from base 109 to 531 and encodes 140 amino acids.
GGGAACUGAAGUAUUAAGCGCACUACAGGAAGAGGAAGUUCUCAACUGCAUUAUGCUGUAUUUAGCUUUUUAUCAGCCUGUUGCUCAGACAGUCAGCAGCAAGACACCAUGGAGGUUACAGCUUUCUGCAUCCCACUGUUGAUUAAUGCGUUGAUGUUGCUGGUUGCCCAUAUUCAGCAUGGUUAUCCUCAGACACCUGUUUCAGAUGCAGCUUUUCGUAUCGUUCCAACCAGACUGCAGCUCUUUGAAUAUGAGUCUGUCCAUUUUACCUGUGAGGGUUUUAAUGUUUCAGCUGGGUGCAGAGUGAGAACCAUCAAGGAAUUCAUUCCAAAAUGUUCAAAUGACACAGUAACGUCAACAGUGACCUGCACCAUUGACUUUGUCUUUCAAUCAGACAGUGGAGAAUACUGGUGUGAAGCUGGAGGAGGAAAGAGAAGCAACACUGUCAACAUCACUGUCACCGCUGGUUCUGUGAUUCUGGAGAGUCCUGCUCUUCCUGUGAUGGAGGGAGACGCUGACUCUGAGCUGUAG